AUGCAGAUGAAUAAUAUAUUUAUUAUGAUUAUAUCAUAUUUACAAUGUGGAACAGAUAUUGAGAAGAACGAGACAAGAGAUAUAUCAGAUUUAAAAAGAAGAUUCUCUGAAGAAUGUAGAAUUAUAGAAAGUGUUUUACAGGUAGUGAGGAAAGAAAUAAAAAAGACAAAACUCAAAAAAGAUAUAAAAACUUAUCUAAAAAAACCAAUUACAUCUCUAAUAGUAGUUUAG
Hepatospora eriocheir is the source of this 231-nucleotide messenger RNA. The record is from the annotation of a GenBank genome assembly. Lineage: Eukaryota; Fungi; Microsporidia; Hepatosporidae.